AUGGGGCUGCCGCGUGCUACACGAACCUCGACCGGGGUACCGUCACCGAGAGCGUCGAUGCUUCGGGCGCCUGGCGAUGGCAUUGGCCGUCCCACCAGCAUGCUGGCAUCGGAACGCGACGAGCUGGUGGGCGACGAGAUGCCCGCCGAAGAGGACGAAGAGCUGACGGUGGACCAGGCGAUCAACCUGGUCGUGAGCAGCAACGUCGAACAGAGCGUGCUUGCGCUCAAGCACGUCGAGGCGUUCAUCCGCGAGGAGGAGCCGCAGCUGAUCCUGCACGUGGACCAGCUUGCGAUUGUGCUGAGCAAGCAGAUGCAGCGCGCGUUUGCGCCGGACGCGGGCGAGUUCGGACACGAGCGGCUCAAGAAGCAUCUGCUGGUGGUGAGCACCUCGCUCUUCGACAAGAACCGCGUGUGGGAGGAGGGGCGUACGCUGGGGUCGUACCUGUCGCGUUCGGCGCUGAUCCCGCUGCUGACGGUGCUGCUGCAGCAGCUGAUCCAGUCGACGUCGCGCAGCGACGACGCGGCGGCGCAGAACGAGUCCAAGUUCCUCAACGUGAUUGUGCUGCGGUGCUUUUCGGCGUGCAACCUAAACCUGCUGUACGGCGCGUGCCUGCAGAUGCUCACCGAGGCCACCGAGGACCUGCGCGAGCUCGAGGGCGAGGUGCUCGAGACGCGCUCCAAGUUCUCCGAGCUGCUGGUCAAGUGUCUGUGGAAGAUCGCCAAGCGGCUCGAGGAGAGUCUGGCGCAGGGGCAGGUGGAGCCGCAGCAGCUGUUUGCGGACGUCGAGAGCUUCCUGCAGGCGAUCGCGCCGUCCGAGUGGCGCCAGCGCGCGCAGGACGGCGUGCCGCUCGCCGACUUGCCGCUGCGCACCGUCAAGAUCAUCCUCUCGCACACCUCGAACCACUUUGGCGAGGAGGCGCUGGGCAUGCUCGACAUGAUCCCGCAGCCCGAGAACAGCUACGUCUACAAGUACCUCAUCCGCAUGCUCAACGUGGCGGCGGACGAGGGUGCGGGUGCGGACAAGGCGGCGGUGGCGGAUGUGGAUGGCGGCGAUGCGGGUGCAGCUUCUGCGGCGCGUGCGCGAGGUGCCGUGGGCAGCCAGAGCAGCGCGGGCAACGGACACGGCGCAGGCGCCGGCAACGGCAGCAGCAGCGGCCGCAUCUCGAACAAGACCGAGUCGCGGCAGGGCAUCCGGGAGCUGUACGAGUUCCAGAAGCGCAAUCCGCACCUGGAGAAGCACGUGGAGAACUCGCUGCAGAAGACGGGACCGAUCUUCCAGCGCUUUAUCAAGCGGGCGCUGGCGAAUCACGCUGCCGAGGAUCCGGACGUGAUGGGGUCCGGCGGUGGCGGCGCGGCGGCGGGGGGUGGAGAGGCGGAGGCGGCCGAGGUGAAGCGCGGCAGUACGCCGUCGGGCGCGAGUGCCAACGGCAGCAGUACGGGAGCGGGUGCAGUGGCGACGCCAGGCACCCCGCGGUCGUCGCGCUUCUCGGUGGCAGCGGCGGGAGCAGCAGGCGAUGGGUCGAUGGGCAGUCCGUCGUCGUCGGCCACGCAGUCGCCGCGCGGCUCAUCGAUCCGCAGCUCGGCGACCGAAGACCGGCUAGCUCAGCUGCGCGCCAAGUUUAGCUCGUAG
Molecule: messenger RNA, 1632 nt
Organism: Moesziomyces aphidis
Lineage: Eukaryota; Fungi; Basidiomycota; Ustilaginomycetes; Ustilaginales; Ustilaginaceae
Source: the annotation of a GenBank genome assembly